CUCACCGACUCCUUGGGUCUCAUAACCCGUGCCAGAGACAAACCGCAAGCUGCGUCACAAGGCAUCCCGGAUCUUCUUGUCCAUCUUACUCGACUUCGAAUACAUCCAUACGCUGGUCAAGCGCGCACAGCAACACCAGCGUAUAUGACUAAUAACUGACAUGCGUCAUGUGCUCGAUCUGACUUGAAUCGUAUUCUCUGUGGAGGAAACCCGAGCUGUAGCUUCCAGCCUAUCACACUCUCUUUGCUUGCCUAACUACGAUUUUUUGCUGCUCGCUUCAGCCGCACAAAUUUCUGCCUGUUUUUUACAGUCGCAAGGAAAUAGUGUGUUAUUGAACCAAAGGUUGAAUAACCAUGGUGGAAGGCAGCGACCCGGACCUGCGAUGAACCAUCAGUAUCAGCUGCUGGACUGAAAAAAACCGAUAAGCAGUCAAGGUGGCCUUGCUCAGGCUCAACAGCACCCAGCCAGCGAGAACAGCUGGAAAGGCUGUCGCUACCACCCAGACGUUGCCAGUUGCCACUACGACAGGCUGACCACUGCACACGUUCAAAGCACACGAGCAUAACAAUACUGGGUGCCGUUUCACGGGGGUACCACAAACCUGAAUCAAAAUGGCCACAAAGACCGACUUCUCAACCCCGGACAUCCCCAUGUCCGAAGCGACAUUCUACUGCUCAGCAUGUACACGCAUCAACGCGCCAGCUUCACUUGUCUUCCGAACUCUACGUAACACCGAGACGUGGAAAGACUGGAACCGCUGGAUCCCUCGUGUCACGAUUACCUAUCAGCCCGACGAAGAAGACGACGCCACACUGGCCGAGGUUGAGGAACUCGUACGCAACACCUCUAUAGCCGUCAGCUACGACUCCGAAAUCACCGACGGUGCCGCCAUACCCUCCCAACAAGCCUCCAGACGAGGUAGCAUGGCGCGCGACGUCAUCGAGGAGUCCCAAGAUCAAGAUGGGCAAGGCAGGAGGAGCUCCCAGGGCCACCUCUUACCACCGGUGACUCGCCAACGACUCGCCAGCAACGCAAGCAGACGUAUGUCGGAGCAGUCGAAUCGUAUGAGCUCAGAAGCCGCUCGCCCCGGUUCGACAAAUGGACUAUCCGGCGCCCAAAAAUACCAAGCCGCACAAGAAGCGCGCAAAGCAUCUCUAGCAGCCGGCGAGACUCCUCCGCCAACCAACAACGCCAUCAUGCUCGAAGCUCCCAACAACCCAUCCAUUCUCAUGCCCGCACCACCCAACACCGCGUCCACCGCACUCGCCGUCUCACACAACAAGGACGCCUCCCGACGCAAGAGCUCGUCUCACCGCCGCCAACUGAACAUCAACGCCCUAUAUGGCGAACCGAGCGUGCGUAUCCAAGUCGGCACGAAGAUGACGUUCCACGUGAAGAUGAAGCUCCCCAAAAGCCAGGAGAUGCGCCAGAUGAACUUUGUGGUCAGCGAGGUGUCGCGGCCAGACGAUCCAUCCGACGAUCCUACGCCGGGCGACAUUGCCCGCACACAGACGCACACGGUCUCCAAGUCCGGCGUGUAUAGACUGGUCUGGGCCGUGGAGAACGCGUAUAACCCGCCGAAAGCGUUUCCGAAAUUCCUCCUGCAGGCGCAGCGGGUGCACGAGAUCAGGCCGAUUGUCAGCGGCGACGGGUCGGAGAUGUGUGAGUACUGGGACUGGGAAGCGCAACGAGGUCUGCUGGCCAAGAAGGUCAAGAAGGAUUAUGCAAAGUAUAUUGAGGAACGGAUGGUCGAAUGGGGAAAGCGGCUCGGUGACUUUUGCGAGAGUAUGGGAGGGGCGGUGGAGAGGAGAGAUUUCAGUGUGAAUUGACAUUUAGGGGACUAAAGUACAGCGACGGCGACGGCGAGGAUGAAGGCGUGGCAGAGUUGGUGGGUGAGGAAGCGUUUUUACAAAGCCCGGUAUACCAAUCUAGGCGAGGGAUAACGACGGGAAAGGCGAUGUCAACAGGAGAGGAUGAAAGUUGUCAUAUGCCAAUCUAAUGACUUUGAAUAUGAUGAUGCAACGGACAACUUUGUCAAAGUCUCAAAUAUCGUGUUCAAUCGAAUAGCAUCAUAAUAAUACAAGCGUUUCUGGCCA
Messenger RNA from Exophiala xenobiotica, 2096 nucleotides. RefSeq lists its product as uncharacterized. The transcript has a single exon. NCBI's taxonomy places the organism in Eukaryota, Fungi, Ascomycota, Eurotiomycetes, Chaetothyriales, Herpotrichiellaceae. Bases 612 to 1829 code for a protein of 405 amino acids. The record is from RefSeq and is a predicted model, not a curated record.